AUUUGAAUUAGAAUUUAAACGUAUUUUUAAGAAAAAAGUGUAAUCUCUAGUGCAAUUAUGUUUCUGCCCGAAACAGCUGUGUUCUGCAUUACGCUGCUCGUCUAUGGCGCCAUUCUAUUGCUAUUAAUUUACUAUGUGUUGACGCUGGCCGACUUGGAGUGCGACUACCUCAAUGCCCAGGAAUGCUGUCGUCGCCUAAACUUCUGGGUCAUACCCAAAUUCGGUUCUCAUGCGUUGCUCUGUUUUCUGCUUUUAAUUUGCGGUCACUGGAUAAUGUUCUUGCUCAAUUUACCAAUGGUCGUUUGGUUAUUUUAUGAGCUGCAUCGCCAGCGUCGUGACAGUCUUGGCGUCUAUGAUCCUGUUGAUAUUCACAGUCGAGGACUCUUGAAGGUUCAUUUGAGGAACUGCAUGAUCUAUCUGGGAUAUUAUUUUGUAAUGUUCUUCGUUGGAUUGUAUUGUCUCAUUUCAUCGCUGAUUAAAGGUGAUCCCAUCAAGCGGCACGAAGCGGAUGAGAUUGUCACCGCUUUCUAAGCAACUAAGCAGCGCUCCCACAGCAACUAGACGCACAACGUAUUGACAUCAACGACAUCCACAAUUGACCAAUACUCAUUAUUUAAUUUCUCUAUUUAUUUUCAUAUCUCUUAGCAUCUGCAGCCCAUUUUUAAGUGUAUUCGAUCACAAUAUUUAAAUAUACUUAUACUCUUAUAUACAAAACGAAGUCUUCUUUCGCUUGCGACUUACUGUAAAAAAUCCACCACUUCCUCGAGCUCGCGUUGUCGCGCCUGCUUUUGUGCCCACCGUGCCUCGGCUGUCUUUACACUGACAACCCAACGAUCGUGGGCCAAUUUGAUGCCACAUCGAUUAUCGCUAUUAUCCA
Messenger RNA from Drosophila sulfurigaster albostrigata, 877 nucleotides. It is a transcript of the gene cnir, whose product is annotated as protein cornichon homolog 4. Gene Ontology annotation, biological process: endoplasmic reticulum to Golgi vesicle-mediated transport. Gene Ontology annotation, cellular component: COPII-coated ER to Golgi transport vesicle; endoplasmic reticulum membrane. The record is from RefSeq and is a predicted model, not a curated record. The transcript is spliced from 4 exons. Bases 58 to 531 code for a protein of 157 amino acids. NCBI's taxonomy places the organism in Eukaryota, Metazoa, Arthropoda, Insecta, Diptera, Drosophilidae.